UCCCCCCUCUCUCUCUCUCUGUCUCUCGCUUCGCCCGCUCUCCUUCCCCCGCCGCCGCCGCCGCCGCCGCCGCACUGCCCGCACGCAGUUCCUACCGGAGCCCAGCGAAGAUCUUCCUCCUCUCCUCUCGACUGCCUGCCAGAAUGCCCCCGAAGAAGCGCCUGCACCUGUCGCCCGCUGGUCCCAAGCUGGAAGACCAUGUCGAGGAAGCUGCUCCUGCUGUCUCUACCUCUGGCACGGAAGCAGAUUCCGAGGAGGAAGAGGAGGAAGUUGGCGACAGCGGCAGCAGCCGCGGGAACAACGAAGACGACGGUGGCAGCCAUUCAUCGCAGAUUGACGGUGCCGACAUGGACGAUCCAUCCAAAGUGCACAUCUUUGUCAAGAAUCCCGCUGGCAGGAAAAUCUGUCUCAGGGGUGUCCACUUGACAGACACCCUUUACACCAUCAAGGCAAAGAUCCAGGAGCAGUAUCGCCUCGUCUUCGAUGGGGUGCAGCUGGAAGACAACCGUACAUUGGCGGAUUACGGCAUCAAGCAUGAUUUCACGCUUGACCUCCAAGAAAAGAUGCAAAUCUUCGUGACAGAGACGCUAGAAGGCAGGACCAUCACUCUUGAGGUGGACAGCCUAGACACCAUUGACAAGGUGAAGGCCAAGAUCGAAAACACCGAGGGCUUCCCCAAGGUCCAGCAGUGCCUCAUCUUUGCCAACAAACAGCUGGAGGACGGCAAGCGCACCUUGGCUGACCACAACAUCUGUAAAGGGUCCACUCUUCUCCUCAUCCUCCUCCCGUGUAGGCCAGAUGGUGUGAUGCCAAUCUUUGUGAAGACGCCGGAAUGGAAGAGCCUCACCCUUAAGGUUGGGAGCUUGGACACCGUCGACAGUGUCAAGGUGAAGAUCUACGAGAAAAACGGCGUUCCUCCUCGACAGCAGCGCCUCAUCUUUGCUGGCAAGCAGCUGGAGGACCACCGCACCCUGGCGGACUACAAUACUGAGAGCAAUGAUACCUUUCAAUUGGUGUACCGCCUUUGUGGUUGCUGAGCUGAAUGGCCUGUCAUUCAACAACCUGUUUUAUUUUGCUAGAGCCUUCCUCCAGUAGUGGUGUACUAUCAUCAUUCUAUUACGUUAAUAUUGCUCCACUCUUGUUCCGUUGUUCUGGUAGUGGUGUGUUAAUUAGCAGGAAAACUAUCAUUGCUAGUACGUUGAUGUGCUGAGUAAAUUCUUAUCUAUUAAGUGUCCUUGGGUGUGUUAA
Messenger RNA from Aegilops tauschii subsp. strangulata, 1248 nucleotides. The record is from RefSeq and is a predicted model, not a curated record. NCBI's taxonomy places the organism in Eukaryota, Viridiplantae, Streptophyta, Magnoliopsida, Poales, Poaceae.